Messenger RNA from Nannochloropsis gaditana CCMP526, 710 nucleotides. RefSeq lists its product as uncharacterized. The coding region runs from base 27 to 710 and encodes 227 amino acids. The record is from RefSeq and is a predicted model, not a curated record. The transcript has 6 exons. Gene Ontology annotation, cellular component: cytoplasm; nucleus. Gene Ontology annotation, molecular function: mRNA binding.
CGACUGGCAUUGGAGUAAGAGGAGAGAUGAGCAAGACCGUUUUCGUGGGUAAUCUAUCAUGGGGCACCACCGCAGACAGUCUGACAGCCAUCAUGGAGACAGCCGGUCGUGUGUUGGGCGUCGAAGUCCAAGCACAUAGUGACACGGGCCGCUCCAAGGGGUGGGCCCUCGUCACAUUUGAGACAGCAGAGGAUGCGAGCAGAGCGAUGGAGCUACUGUGUGGACGGGAGGUGGAAGGUCGGCCGUUGUACGUCCGAGAGGACCGAACCGAGAUUGAGAAGGAGGAGGGAUUCGUCGUAUUUGUGGGGAAUCUGCCCUGGGACAUGACGGCGAGCGGGCUGCGGACCGUCUUCAGCGAGUUCAGCCCCUACGACGUACACAUCAAGACCAACAUGUCCGGGCGCUCCCGAGGCUUUGGCCUUCUACGCUUCCGGUCCUCGGAGGAAGCACAACGCGCCAUCGAGCAGAUGCACGGGAUAACGGUCCAAGAGCGGAAGAUUCUUGUCCGCUUGGACCGGGCGCAUCUGGAGAUGAUGGGCCACAGCCCUGCGACCAUGGAGGCAAGCGACACCGUCACCUGCGGAAACAUUCCGUGGCACACGGGGGACGAGGUCUUGGCCUGCGGGGAGGGUGGUCUCGUGUCAGAUCCAACGGCACGCGGAUACCCUGCGGAGCAAGGGUUGGGCGAUCAUCCGCUACGUCACAGUUGA